Molecule: messenger RNA, 2981 nt
Organism: Zeugodacus cucurbitae (melon fly)
Lineage: Eukaryota; Metazoa; Arthropoda; Insecta; Diptera; Tephritidae
Gene: Liprin-beta
Product: liprin-beta-2
Exons: 5
Coding region: 352-2601 (749 amino acids)
Biological process (GO): neuromuscular junction development
Cellular component (GO): presynaptic active zone
Molecular function (GO): protein binding
Source: RefSeq, a predicted model, not a curated record
UAUUAGGAACAUAAUUUCGGGGAAUUCGGAAAUAACAUAUAUCUGGCAGCAAUGGUUUGCUACAGAAACUAUUUUUUUGCUUUCUCUUUGCUUUUUACUUAUUCUUAAAAACUAUAUUUUUGUGAUUUAUUUCUUAAAAAUUUAAGAAAAUAGAUUAGGUAAAUGGAUUUAGCUGGACACACCUUUUUAAGCUAAAUACAAUUGCACAAUAGUUUUGGGAAAACAAAAGAUUUGGAUAAGGUAACUGCACCCACCACGAAGAACGGAUGUGAAAAACACAUAUUCGAACAAAAAUAGAACAACCUCUUACCGCUCCAAAAAUUAUUUAUUUUAGUUAAUAAAUCCAGCGUAAUGUCCCAACAAAAUGAAAUUUUAAGCAGUACAUCCACAAAUUCUGAUGUGCGUUCAACUAAUGCAAGCAAAAUGUUGGAAGCAGCGCUGCAACAAAUGGAUGGCAUAAUAUCAGGAAACAACAAUUUAAGUGAUUCUGGUGAUGGUAAAAAAUCUCUGGUUAAUCCUAGUGUGACAAUUAAUGCAGAACGUAGUUUGAUUUCUGUAAACAAUGUACUGUCAACCGCUAAGACUCUAGCCUUAGCUCUUCAACAGGUAGGAUUUGCUGCACCUAUACCAGAUUCAGCUACUGUAUCCGUGAUAAGUGAUUGGUUAGAAAUGCAUAUUCCUCGCCAAGAUGCUGAUGAGCGGUUAAGACGAUUGCAGCGGGAUAAAGAAGCAUUGGCUAUUCAAUAUCAACUGCUAGCCGAUCGAGUUUCUGAGCAAGCUGAUAAAAUUAUUGAAUUAGAGGGUUUACUUCAAGAUAAAACGCAAUUAUUAAACGACAGAGAUGAGCAAUUGCAACGUUUAAUGCUUUCGAGGUCUUCCUUAGAAACUCAAAAAUUAGAAUUGAUGUCAGCUCUUAGCGAGUUAAAGCUUCAUAGAGCGGCUUUGGAGCGUGAAAAUGUAGAACUGCGCGAAUGGGAAAGUAAAAAUCACAAUAAUAGCCCAACUAAAUUAUUAACACCAAAGGGGAUAACUUUUGGUAGUAUGGGUAAUUUAAAUCAAAUAUACUUCAACAGUAAUGAAAGUGUUAGAUCUCCUAAAACACCUCCUGUGUCAUUACGUCAUCAGAUACACCCUCAAUAUCAUAGUUUACCACGAGCUCGUAACAACAAGCUUAGCGCCGACAACGGCCCCAGCAAUUUUAUAAAUUCGGAAAAUAACAACCAAUUUGAUAGAAACGCAAAUAUGCAGCGACAACGUAAUGUUGCUUUUGCAUCCCAAGAAAAAAUACUUAUUGGAGAUUCGGCAACAACUUUCUCUGAAACAGAACAUGAUGAAAUUAAAUGUCAAGAGGAUGCUACUUAUUGUAUGUCAUCACCUAACAUUCGUGAAAGAUCAGCAAAAGGAUUAAAAGGUAUUUUAGGAAAAUUGAGACGAAGCAAUAGCGGAAGUUUAGAAUUGCCAGCUUUAAAGAAUGAGGAAUCAGCUUUUAAAAGAGGAGUUGUUACACGUGCCACAGCAGGAGGCCGUAUUGAAUGGAACACUCAAUCUCCACAACUUUUAACUCCGUCGAAAGGAUAUACUGAGUGGACCCCCCAAGAAGUGUGCAAUUGGCUUACCGACCUCGGUCUUGGCUGUUAUUCUGAUGAUUGUAGAAAAUGGUUAAAUACGAACACCACCAUAUGUUUCUUCACCGUCUCUCCAGUUGAUAUAGAGCGAGAGUUAAAUUUGAAAUCAUCACUACAUCGAAAGAAAAUACUUCUUGCUAUUGAUGCACUGACAGGCAAAGAAGAUGAUCCACUUGCUUUAAAAGCUGCACAACUAGAUGCUAGUUGGGUUAUGCGUUGGUUAGAUGAUAUUGGUUUACCGCAAUAUAAAGAUCCUUUUUUAAUGGCUAAAAUUGAUGGAAGAAUGCUUCAUCGUUUAACUAUGGAGGAUUUAGCUCAUUUGCAUGUGUACUCCUGUUUACAUAUAGCGUCACUCCGUUGUGGUAUACAAUGCAUGCGUGAAAUAGAGUGGGACGCUGAUUGCCUUAUUCGCCGUUCGGCCGGAUCGGCACGGCCUACUUCUGAAGUCGAUGAUCAAUGCUUAGAGGAAGACAAACAUAUAGAAGAAAAUAUGGAAAACAUAUCUUUAUGGACCGCACAUCGGGUUAUGGAAUGGUUACGUGUUGCAGACUUAUCAGAGUACGCACCUAAUUUAAGAGGUGCUGGCGUACAUGGUGCAUUAAUGCUUUAUGAACAACGGUUCACUGCCGAUCUAUUGGCAGAUUUGCUCAGUAUACCUCCCAGUAAAACUUUAUUGCGUCGUCAUUUGGCCACACAUUUCAAAGAAUUACUUGGUCGUGAUAUAAUACAAAAUAAACGUGACGUUGAAUCCACUCCGGGUUAUCAACCAUUAACAAUAACUUCUAAGAUAAAACCACCAAAAAAGACGCAGUUCUCAUUAAAAAGAAGGAAAAGUAACAAAGGAAGUGGGGAUGUGGAUUGGACUGAUUAUGUCUGCCCUAUGUCGUCCUGCCUUCACAAAAAUGACCAAGAUAAGUCACUUUCACUGAGCCAUUCAAGUGGUUCCGGAAGAUAUUCUGGGAAUACAAGUCAGUAAUGGCAUAUAUUUUUAUAUAUGUUCCCUCGACAGUCGAGGGAACAUAGGAGGAACAGAUCCGGAUUAAUAUACAAUGAAAUGUUGUUAUUAUUACGGGCAAUAUUUUAUGACAUGACAAGAACAUGCCUAUAUAAAGUAUAAACAUUUUAUGUAAAGAAAUGCAUAUUACUUCUUUUGACCUUAACUUUUAUUUUGCUUCUAAUAUAUUUUAAAUUUUGUUUUAAACACAAUAUUCCCUUCAUUAGACAUUUGUUUAUUUAUUUAAAAUAUGUAUAAGAAACCGUUAACCAUGGUUUAGUUACUUACUAUCAAUCUUAUAUAUUUAUCAAGUCCACAACUUCCAGCGUUUUGUUCCCUGCUAUACGUACAAGACUUAAAAU